Podarcis raffonei (Aeolian wall lizard) is the source of this 3281-nucleotide messenger RNA. It is a transcript of the gene PIF1, whose product is annotated as PIF1 5'-to-3' DNA helicase. The coding region runs from base 169 to 2091 and encodes 640 amino acids. The transcript has 12 exons. Gene Ontology annotation, biological process: telomere maintenance; DNA repair. Gene Ontology annotation, molecular function: ATP hydrolysis activity; DNA helicase activity. Lineage: Eukaryota; Metazoa; Chordata; Lepidosauria; Squamata; Lacertidae. The record is from RefSeq and is a predicted model, not a curated record.
GCAGAAGCUAAGGCACGGCUGGAAGAGUUACUUAGGCACAUGGGAGAAAUAAGUGGCUGUCGAAAUCAACGCGAAAGGGAAAGGCAGCAAGAAGUCGGCGUCUUUUCAGUACAGACAUUUUAGCAGGUCUCGACUUCUGCGUUGCCUCCUCGUUUUCAGUUGGACGGAAUGCAACCAGGCUGCGAAGCGGACGGUCGGGUUCGCUGCACCGUAGCGAUCGAGCACCUGGGUGCUGCAGCAGCCCCAAAUCGUGUGCUUCUCCGCGAUGCUUGGGUCACGCUGGGCCGGGACGAGUUCCAGGAGCUGGUUCUGCAAGUGGCCAGCGCCGCCGGUCCGGGGCGCCCCCAGAAUUUCCCCUUGCGGCGGGGUGAAGUGCGGCUGUUCACACGCUUCGUGAAGGAGGGGAAGAGCUCGGUGCAGCUGGGUGCAAACCACAAUCACGUGCAGCUGCUGCUUUCUAAUUGUCCUCCGGAUCGGCUGCGCCGCUUCGUCCACACGCUGCGCAUCAAGCACGCAGCCGCCCAGAGGGGGACCAAGCCUGUGGCCGAGCGAACGCGCCUUCUCGCUAGCCUACCGCGGACGUUCGACACGGUGAGCCCGGUGCAGACUCGCGACUUGCAGCAGGCGAGCGCCCGGCAGGCUCUGACUGACGUGACAAGCACCCCGCGGAAAGGUCAGCCCUUACGCUGCGCGUCUCGGAAGCGGAUCCGGAGUGAGUCCAUCGAUGGGAAACAGGUGGCUGAAAAGCAGCAGGUGAAGAAGACUUGGUCCAUGUGCUCCAGAGCAAAACUCUCCCAGGAACAGUCAAUGGUGUUGAAUGCAGUGCUGAGUGGGAAGAAUGUUUUCUUCACAGGCAAUGCUGGGACUGGGAAAUCCUACCUCCUGAAAAAGAUCAUGGCCUCGCUGCCUCCAAACAGCACUUACGCCACAGCCAGCACAGGGGUGGCAGCAUGUCAGAUUGGUGGCACUACUCUCCAUUCCUUUGCAGGUAUUGGGUCAGGAAAGGCCUCCCUACAUCAGUGCAUUGAGCUGGCUCAGAGACCCGGAAUUCGGCAGCAAUGGCUGAACACCCGCCAUCUGAUCAUAGAUGAAAUCUCUAUGGUGGAAGGGGAUUUCUUUGAUAAACUGGAGGCAGUAGCUAGAGCGGUCAGGAAAUGUGAGGAUCCAUUUGGAGGAAUCCAACUCAUCAUAUGUGGAGACUUCUUGCAGCUGCCUCCUGUCAGCAAAUCCUCCGAGCAGCCCAGGUUCUGUUUCCAGGCAAAGAGCUGGCGCAAGUGUAUCCACCUGAACAUGGAGCUGACAGAGGUGCGGAGGCAGACUGACAAGGACUUCAUUUCUCUUCUGCAUACUGUCCGCCUGGGCAGAUGCACAGAGGAGGUUACCAGGCAGCUAACUCUAACAGCUACCCAUCGGGUGGAGAAAGAUGGAAUCUUGGCUACCCGGUUGUGCACCCACAAGGAUGACGUGGAGCUCACAAAUGCUAGAAGGCUGGAUGAGUUGCCUGGAGAACGAAGAUCCUUUAAGGCAGUGGAUAGUGACCCUGUACUGGUGAAAACCCUUGAUGCACAGUGUCCAGUAAGCAGCAACAUUGAACUUAAGCAAGGUGCCCAGGUGAUGCUUACUAAGAAUCUUGAUGUGUCCCAAGGUCUUGUGAAUGGGGCUCGUGGAGUUGUGAUUGGAUUUGAAACAGAGGGAAAAGGGCUACCAAAAGUGAGAUUUCUGUGUGGCGUCACUAAUGUUGUUGGGUUGGAACGAUGGGUUUUUAAGGGACCAGCAGGAAUUUAUCUGAGUCGCCAGCAGCUGCCGCUGAAACUUGCCUGGGCCAUUUCCAUCCACAAGAGCCAGGGUAUGUCUCUGGACUGCGUUGAGAUUUCCUUGGCUCGUGUUUUUGAAUUUGGCCAGGCUUAUGUAGCACUUUCUCGAGCACGUAGCCUUGCAGGUCUUCGUGUUCUGGAUUUUGAUCCCAAGGUAGUGAGAGCCAAUCCAUACGUGUUGCAGUUCUACAAGCACUUGAAGAGAGAAAAAUUUCUAACCCAGGCUUUGCUGCACUCCUCUAUUCAAGCUAAUAAAGAAAAUGAAGAAGCUGCCUGAACUUGACAUAUUUUUAUUGCUCCUUGUACUUUUAUUGAAUCUACACCACUAAGUGGGAAACUUCUUCCACGGAGAAUCAGCUCGUGGAUUUUCUGCACUGCAGCUCCUGAUACUUCCAGGAUCAUUCUGUUUUCUAGCAGUAGAACAACAUCCUGGAAACAUUUUCCACAGACUAUCAUAGUUCAAGAGAUGAACCUAAAAGUCAUUUUUUUACCAAAAUCUGUUAUUAGGAUGGCAGUAAGAUGUUCUGCUAUCAUACCUUCAAUAAGUCUUUUAAUUCAAACAUCUGCAUUGACAGUAUUGUACCUAUGGCAAGAGUUUGAGACACUGAAUAAUAAAGAAUGCACUUUAUUUUUAAAGGACAUAAAAGUGAAUGAAACUGCUGCUCUCAGUGCAGCACAUAAUGGGUGUACGACAUGCCAAGAGUCUGAGUUUACAAAGAUGGCACACUAGUCUUCUAGGACCUGCCUGUUACUUACCUUCUCUACAGAGGCCUCUUCAAAUAAAAUAAAUAAAAGCAAAGAUGCUAAAUUGUAAUAAUUUGUUAAACUAUAUAUGCAUGUUGCCAAUUUAGGAGCUAGAAACUCCUUCUCAAGUUAACAUGGUUCAGUUAAGAUUCAGAUUUUGAGAAGUGCAUUGAAUCUAUGUUUGAAGUAAUAAUUACUUAAGGUGCUAGUUAUGUUAUAUUACAAAGUAUGCUUUCUUUCCCCAGUCCCACCAGUUUAUGGCAAGUACUGCUAUGAGCUGUUAUGAGCCCAAGUAUAUCCAUACUGAUAUCUCCUUAAUAAAAGAAGUACUAAUGCUACAUGGAGGGUUUACGUUUUGACACAGGCUGCUGUAGCAUUUAUGCUUCUAUGCCAUAAUAUAGUAACUUCAUCUUUGCAUUCUUCAGUGCCUACAACUAUAAUAGUUCUAUAACAGUUCAGUAUUGUGUUAGUGGUAGAUGGGGGGCAUUUCUUCCAAGAAGAUAUACUGCAUCAUCAAGCAUUGCUUAACAGUAACAUUCCUAAGCAUGUUAUAAGUUAACUUUGCCUAGUUUAUUUCAGUUAAAGACUUCAUGGUUUCUAUAGCUCCUCAAACCGUAUUCAAGGUAACUCCUGGUGAGCACAUUACAGGUAGAAGGCAAAAGGCACUUGGCACGUAAUAAGAGAUUAUUACAGCUUUGCAACUGAUAUUUUUGUAGUCCAUUU